Messenger RNA from Indicator indicator, 867 nucleotides. It is a transcript of the gene OLIG2, whose product is annotated as oligodendrocyte transcription factor 2. The coding region runs from base 1 to 867 and encodes 288 amino acids. NCBI's taxonomy places the organism in Eukaryota, Metazoa, Chordata, Aves, Piciformes, Indicatoridae. The transcript has a single exon. The record is from RefSeq and is a predicted model, not a curated record. Gene Ontology annotation, biological process: myelination; neuron differentiation; oligodendrocyte cell fate specification. Gene Ontology annotation, molecular function: DNA-binding transcription factor activity; protein dimerization activity.
AUGGACUCGGACGCCAGCCUGGUCUCCAGCCGCCCGUCCUCGCCAGAACCCGAUGACCUCUUCCUCACGGCUAGAAAUAAAGGCAGCGGCGGGGGCUUCACGGGAGGCACCGUGUCCAGCUCCACGCAGAGCGACUCCCCGCCGGAGCUGAGCGCCGAACUGCGCAGCGCCAUGAGCGCUGCGGGAGUAGUGGUGGUGGACAAGCUGGGCUUCAAGUCCUCGUCCUCCUCCUCGUCUUCCUCCUCCUCCUCUAAGAAGGACAAGAAGCAGAUGACGGAGCCGGAGCUGCAGCAGCUGCGGCUGAAGAUCAACAGCCGGGAGCGCAAGAGAAUGCACGACCUGAAUAUCGCCAUGGACGGUCUGAGGGAGGUGAUGCCCUACGCCCAUGGCCCGUCGGUGCGCAAACUCUCCAAGAUCGCCACGCUUCUCCUGGCGCGCAACUACAUCCUCAUGCUCACCAACUCCCUGGAGGAGAUGAAGCGCCUGGUCAGCGAGAUCUACGGCGGGCACCACGCCGGCUUCCACCCUGCCGCCUGCCCCGGUGGCAUGGGCGCCCACUCUGCGCCGCUGCCCGGACACCCGGGCCACCCCGCCUCGCACCCAGUCCACCACCCCAUCCUGCCCCCCGCCGCCGUCUCCAGCGCCUCCCUGCCCGGCUCAGGCCUCUCGGCCGUCAGCUCCAUCCGGCCUCCCCACGGGCUCCUCAAGUCUCCCUCGGCCGCCGCCGCCCCGCUGGGCAGCGGCUUCCAGCACUGGGGGGGCAUGCCCUGCCCCUGCAGCAUGUGCCAGGUGUCAGCCCCGCCGCACCACCACGUCUCCGGCAUGGGCACCGCCAGCCUCCCCAGAUUAGCCACCGAUACUAAAUGA